GGCGGUAAUAUGUCAGUCAUGUGCUGCUAUCAGGAAAUGAGGUUGGUGUUUUGCUGGUGGUAUCUCCAGUCUGCUCCAGUCUUUGCUUUGCCGCGUGUACGUCGGCGCAAGUAGUCGGUCGCCGACCAGCGACAAGUGAUCGUGUUUAAAUUUUCGAAGAUUCUGUGACGCGCAAGGGAAGAUGGCAGUCGUAGCCAUGACUCGUCUGUCUCUCUUACUGAUUAUUAGCGGUGUUUUUAUUAUAAAAUCGUGUUACGGAGCAGCGACAGAUAUCGAGCUAGACGCAAAGGCUCAAUUAUUACACAGACUUGACAGCUUGAAUUUAUUACUAUACACGUUUCUGUUGAUUCUUACGGUACUAACUAUAUGGACAUUCAAGCAUCGUCGAUUGCGGUUUUUGCACGAGACAGGGCUUGCUGUCAUCUACGGUCUCAUCGUUGGAGCGAUAAUUCGCUAUGGAUUUACAAGCAGCAGUACAAUAUUGCAUAUGCCAGUUGUACCUGACAAUGCCAGUAGUCAAUACAACCAGUCAGUACCACCUGACACACUGUGGCUACGCUUUCCUGAGGACAAGAAAGAUGGCAACAUAAAAAACAAGACAUUUGCGUAUUCGUUUAGAGGAGAAAUUUAUAAGCAAGACAAUGAAAUCGAUCUCAAGGCCACCUUUGAUCCAGAAAUCUUCUUCAACAUCAUACUACCACCGAUUAUAUUUCAUGCUGGAUAUAGUUUAAAAAGGAAAUACUUCUUCAGAAAUCUCGGCGCCAUAUUAACCUAUGCUUUAAUAGGAACGACUAUAUCUUCCUUUGUGAUUGGGGCACUGAUGUAUGCAUUCAUACAGCUGAUACCUCACUUGGCUGCAUCUUUCACUUUUUUGGACACUUUAUACUUUGGUGCCUUGAUAUCCCCGACUGAUCCCCUGACUAUCAUUUCUAUUUUCAAUGAUCUACACGUUGAUGUUAAUUUAUAUGCUCUGGUAUUUGGAGAGAGCGUUCUCAAUGAUGCAGUUGCUAUUGUGCUCAGUGGGUCUAUUCAAAACUACGCCGAACGCUAUUCUGGAUCUGGUGGAUUUGAGACUUGGGCAUUUUUCCAAGCACUCGGAGAUUUUGUUGGCAUUUUCAGUUUGUCGUUAUUCAUAGGAGCAACAAUGGGUUGUGUCACUGCAUUGCUAACAAAAUUCACUAGAGUACGUGAUUUUCCGCUGCUGGAAUCAGCACUUUUCGUCUUGAUGUCGUACAGCACUUUCCUCAUUGCGGAAGCGUCUGAUCUUACAGGAGUCGUCGCCGUUCUAUUCUGCGGAAUAUGCCAAGCUCACUACACUUACAACAACUUGAGCUUAGAUUCUCGGCAACGGACUAAGCAGCUUUUUGAAUUACUCAACUUUUUGGCAGAGAAUUUUAUCUUCAGCUACAUCGGUGUGUCCAUGUUUACCUUUCCCAAGCACCACUUUGAUCCAGGCUUUAUAUUUGCCGGAUUCUUCUGUGCACUUCUUGGCCGUGCGGCAAACGUGUAUCCGUUGUCGUUCCUCUUAAAUUUAGGUCGUAAUCCAAAAAUACCCAAAAAUUAUCAGCACAUGUUGUUUUGUGCUGGUCUCAGAGGAGCCAUGAGUUUUGCACUUGCGAUCAGGAACACUGUAUCCGAUGCUCGCCAAGCCAUGCUCACAACCACUAGUCUCAUUGUUAUUUUGACAGUGAUAUUUCAAGGGGGGGCGACCACGCAGUUUUUAAGUUGGUUUAAUAUACCGGUCGGCGUCGACGAAGAAGUUGAGGUACUAUCUUACAACGGAGUCAGAAGCGUGUACAAUUCCAUGGACGCCACUGGGUCUGCUGGCGAAGGUGGCUUUGGUGAUCCAGAGAGUCGUCGAGAAAGAACCCCCCCGGUUUAUGGUUCACAGUACGAUUCUAUGCAGGAUGGAUCCCUUUCUGGCGGAGGAAGCACGUCUAAGACAAACGAAAAAGCUCUACUGGCUAGAAUUUGGGGAAAUUUUGAUACCCGAUACAUGAAACCGCUAUUAACGCAUUCGCGACCUACACUACUGGAAACACUUCCAGUUUGCUGUGGUCCAUUAGCUAGAAUUUUAACAACUACUCAACAAAUGACUCAAGAUGAUAUCUCGCGGAGAGUCGAUUCGGAUUCAGACCUGUGCUUGGAGGAUCGUGAUGGCGAUAGACGGAGAACUAGCAUUCAGCCGUGGAAAUCUAGCGCCGACGGAGAUCUUCGUAUCGUUGGAAUGGAAGGAUUUAUUCCAUUGCGAACUUUGUAAUGUGAGACGAGCGGUAGAUAACGGAAUAAUAUAAAAAAAUAAUAACGAUAAGCCUCACACUAAUAACAACAACGAAAUAGGUUCUAUCCACCGUAAAAAGUGGUUUAAAAAACCAAAAAGAAAAAGUAAUUAAAUAAUGAAUAAACAACGCGGUAAGAACCGUCCAGCUGUGCGUCUAUAACUUGCGAGUUUUACCGUCCUUUAUAUAAAAUCAAACAAUACCUGUACGAAGAAAGUUUAUUCGGUUACAUACUCAUAUGAUAUAUUAUGCAUAUAUACACUAUAGUCGUAACGUAUAACAACUAGUUCCUACAUAAUUGAUAAUUUUUACAUUCCUAUAGAAAUCUAUGAAACACGAUUUGCAUUCAACGUCUAGUCCAACGAUCAUUCCUAUAUAUAUAUAUAUACAAAAAAAAGUAAAUCGAAGAUCUAAUGAGGUACGAAAAAAUAAUAAUAUAUACAUAUAUAUAAAACGUCGAACAUUAAACAUAAUUUUCGCUACCUAUGCAUACAGUAUAAUAUAAUUGUAUCCUACCUGCGGCGUAAUUAUAUUAUCAUCGCUUCUGAAAUCACGACCAUUUGCGGUCAGUUUUUAUUUCCUUUUCUUUUUCAAUGCGGUUUUUUUCGUAUGCCUUAUUUACUUGAUUCUUAUUUCACUAUAAUAUUAUACCUACAUAGUUGAUAUUGUAUUAAAGAUGUAUUAUGCGUUGCGUUUACUAUUUAUUAGCUAUUGAAUAGAAUACAGAAAAAAGUACUUACCAAGCAUUUUCGCACGCGGCUUGGAGGAUCCGGUCUCACCUCAGGCUUUCAACUUCAUGUGAGGCACGUCUUGAAACUAAUUCAUCGCAUCAGUCGAGAAAGAAUGGUCACUUUUAUAGGACCAAUUACAUUUAUCAUUAAUACUAAACGUAACAAUUGGACCGAAUUAGGAAAUUUCAUAUUUUAUCAUCAAUUUUUCGUCUUCAGGUUGAUUUUGUUGUUUUUAUUCAUAUCGAGUCAAUUGGUAGUUGUAAUUAAUAGCUACGAAGUCCUAGUUGACAAAUUAGAUUUCAUAUCACAAGCAUAUUGCAUAUGUAAUUAUUUUUUUUUUUAUCGAUGUUGUCAAACACAACAGUGUGUGCCAAUUAAUGACAGAGGGUUGAACGCCUUUUUCUAUUUUGUUUUUUCUUCUUUUCAAUUUUUCUCUUUCAUUUCUUCUUCAUAAUAUUAUAAACUCAUUUCCAGUUACAUAUUUAUGCCUACGAACUCUUAGGACCUUAUCAUAGUUUUCUGAAAUGCUUAAAUUACCAUCGUUGUAAUCAUUUUUUCAAUUACGAUUAUUGCUAUCAUAACACGGUAAUUAUAGACAUACAUGUAUAUAUAUUUAUAUAUACAUGUUGUUAUAUAAUAUAUGAUUGUAGUUAUGGGAUAAUCUUGAACGUAUUCUAGUCUGAUUGUGAGACGAAUGAGUCAUUUUCAUACGUAUGUAAAUUGGUAUAUAGUUAAGCAUUUUGGGAAACAUUUUUAUAUUGCUAAUCGUCGCGGCAAUUGUUGUUUUAACAUAUUAUUUUUGAAGAUUAUUAAAAAGUUUUACAUAACUAACUGUACAAUAAUAACAGCACGUAGUGUGUGGUACCCAUACAUACAUUAAUUGUGUGAAAUACCUAAGAUAUAUAUAUACACAUAUAUUAUGAUAAUAUUGCUAAUUUUGAUUAAAUAAAUACUGAACAAAUUGAAAAAAAAAAA
Athalia rosae (coleseed sawfly) is the source of this 3985-nucleotide messenger RNA. RefSeq names its product sodium/hydrogen exchanger 7 (gene Nhe3). The record is from RefSeq and is a predicted model, not a curated record. The transcript has 14 exons. Lineage: Eukaryota; Metazoa; Arthropoda; Insecta; Hymenoptera; Athaliidae. Gene Ontology annotation, molecular function: sodium:proton antiporter activity. Gene Ontology annotation, cellular component: recycling endosome; membrane. Gene Ontology annotation, biological process: regulation of pH; proton transmembrane transport; sodium ion transport. Bases 182 to 2260 code for a protein of 692 amino acids.